This is a messenger RNA of Uloborus diversus, 986 nucleotides long. Its product is annotated as MFS-type transporter SLC18B1-like. The transcript is spliced from 9 exons. Lineage: Eukaryota; Metazoa; Arthropoda; Arachnida; Araneae; Uloboridae. The coding region runs from base 45 to 986 and encodes 313 amino acids. Gene Ontology annotation, molecular function: transmembrane transporter activity. Gene Ontology annotation, biological process: transmembrane transport. The record is from RefSeq and is a predicted model, not a curated record.
UAGACUGUUCGAAAGCCUACCGGGCUUUAACCCAGCCAUUUUCAAUGGCCCACAUAUUUACCAAGAAAUUUUUCCUCCUUUUGUCACUAUGGAUUGGUAUAUUUUGUAAUUAUGCUUGUUAUUCUAUCAUCGCUCCAUUCUUUCCACAGCUGGCAAGAAAAAAAGGACUCAGUGCCGAACAAUAUUCACUAGUCUUUGGAGUGUACAGCUUAUCUCAAAUCACAUUCAGUAUCAUCGUCGGAAGGAGUCUCACAAGGAUUGGGGCGAAAUUCAUAGUCAUCGCAGGGUUAUUUUUGACUGGAGGUUCCACCAUCUUGUUCGGGUGCCUGGAGCACAGUCCGGGCGGCACUCUCUUCUUCGCCCUGUGCAUGGGGGUCCGGGCGGUCGAAGGAGCCGGAUUCGCAGCCUACCUCACCAGCUCUUUGGCCGUCAUCGUCAAGACGUUUCCGCUCAAUCCCGGAUAUUAUGUGGGUCUCACAGAAACAAUUGUCACAGUGGCGAUGAUAUCGGGGCCUCCUCUUGGAAGUUUUCUCUACACGGUGGGAGGGUACAGUUGCCCCUUCGUUUCCUUCGGUAGUGUCAUUUUGAUCAUGAGCGUUGCAUCAUACUUUCUCAUCACUGAAGAUAAAGCAGAUCCAAGCACGAAGAAGAACGACUUGGAGUCGCUGUCGAUCCGGGAGUACCUCCGUAUCCUCAAAUUGCCGGCGGGGUCGAUGAUCCUGGUCAGCGUCACCUUCAACGUCACUGCCGAUGCUUUCAUACUCAUCGCACUCAGUGAGCAUCUCUCACAGUUUAAUCUGACUCCUAUGAUUGUUGGCUCGAUUUAUUUGUGUCUCUUCCUGUCCUAUGGGAUAAGUUCACCGCUGUCCGGAAGAAUAGCAGACAAAUGGGGAAAGGAGUUUCUUCUACAAAGUGGAGGAUGCUUAAUUAUGACAAUAUCAUUCGUCAUCAUUGGACCUGCAUCUUUUCUUGACAUGACACCGUAA